Molecule: messenger RNA, 1902 nt
Organism: Poecilia latipinna (sailfin molly)
Lineage: Eukaryota; Metazoa; Chordata; Actinopteri; Cyprinodontiformes; Poeciliidae
Exons: 7
Coding region: 1-1827 (608 amino acids)
Source: RefSeq, a predicted model, not a curated record
AUGGCUCCAUCUGCUGGAGUUUCUCAGAGCUCCAGUGAGUCCAGAGGCUCCCUGGGAUUAAUUUCUACAGCAGGAAACCUGUGGGUGUUGAGCCUGAACUCUGAGAUCCAGGCAGGGCAGUGGGCGAUCACGAUCGACUCCAACACCGCCUACACAGUCAAGGUCACAGGUCGAAGUUCCUUGAACUUUGUCUACAACCUCGUUGAACCACAAGAGGGCACCAAUGGCAGCGUCAUUCCCAAGGCAGGACGUCCCGGCGGUAACGUCACUCUGUGGGUCACCGUCACAGGAAGUGACACAGCUACAGUCAGAGACGUCACUCUGUUCGACUUCUCCAGAUCGACACAAGUCGAUGGAUCAGUCCAGUCGAUAGGAAAGAGCGACUAUCUGGUGGCGUUCAGAGAAGUCCCGGCUGGGAGCUUCCUGGUUUGGCUGACAGGACAGGAGACGAACUCUUCCUCCACACCAAACAGCUUCCAGAGACAGGCUUCCACACAGAUCAGAACCUCCAGUCUCUCUGUUACCGCUCAAGCUGACAGCCAGAGCAUCGAACCUGGCUCCAGCAUCUCCGUAUCUUUCACCGUAUCCUCAGAGGAAACUGGGACAUUCACCAUACAAGCCAAUAACGACCGCGGCUUUACCACUGCAUGUCCUUCUUCGGUGAGGAUCGGUGCAGGUGAUGGUGGUCGAGCCAAUGACACGGUGACCUUAAUAGCUCCAGCUGACGCUGCUUCAGGAACAGAUGUUUCCCUCACUAUUGUUGCUGAGAACGCUGCUGGGACAGACAUCAACUACGUUGUGCUCAGGUUUUCAGUAGCUACCAAGGUAACUGACCUGUCUGCUCCAGUGUGCCAGGUAGUCAGAAUGUCAGGUGUUUGUCCGGCCUCUCAUCUCCUCUGUGCAUCUGUCCAGUGGGAACUUGUUGCUAAUUUCACAGAUGGAAUCACUGGGACUGGAAUUGAAACCAUUUCUCUCCACCAAGGGAAUGGUACAUUGAGUACCAGCAAUGUGGUUGGAGUAGCGGGAGAGAAUAUAGUAGAAGUUUCUUACAGCUCCACCUGCUGUUCACGGAGUGUACAGCUAGCUGCUGUAGACAGAGUGGGAAAUGUGGGCACAUGUGCAGAAACCUCUAUAGCCCUAACUACACCUGCCCCAAGUAGCACAUCUUCGCGUGUGACUAACGUCAGUCACAUAACCACAAUCAUUCCUGUGCUCAACUCCACUUCUGCUUCUACACCAACACUUAUCACCAACAACACAGCAGGAGUCCCAUUAAUGCUCAAGAUCAGCAAUACUCCUGUAACGACAACAAUACUAAUGUCCAACACCACUCCUGUAACUACACCAAUGCUCACGACCAACACCACUCCUAUAACUACACCAAUUCUUGUGACCAACACCACUUCUGUAACUACACCAAUUCUUGUGACCAACACCACUCCUGUAACUACACCAAUUCUUGUGACCAACACCACUCCUGUAACUACACCAAUGCUCACGACCAACACCACUCCUGUAACUACACCAAUUCUUGUGACCAACACCACUCCUGUAACUACACCAAUGCUCACGACCAACACCACUCCUGUAACUACACCAAUGCUCACGACCAACACCACUCCUGUAACUACACCAAUGCUCACGACCAACACCACACUUCAUAAUUCGACUCCUGCCCAAACUAUGAACAGCUCUGUCGUCACUACAGUUUUUGAAACUGCAGGUGUAACUAACUCAACAUCCACUGGAGGGGAACCUGUAUGCUUGUCCUAUUUUCUGUCCAUUGCAGCUAUGUUUUGUUCAAUCCAAGUAUUAUUCUUUAAUUAGGCAAAUUGAAAUCUAUGUAAUUGACUUGAAUGUGUCCCUAUAAUGGGAUUAAAUUGACUAAAUAUUUGUAUUGAA